UUCGGUGUCCCGAUUUGUUUAUAAGAUAGGCAUUUUUAUCAAAUUUAUGGUCAUUUUUAUUGCUUUUAGAAAUCAAACAUCAAUCAUGCCUGUGAAACAAUGUUUGUUUUGAACGAUGAACAGAGACGUAGAAUUACAGAAACUGGUAAAAGUUACGGUUGUCACGAUUGAUGGAAAUGAGAAUCAGGUUACGGUACCUGUUGUAGGCGAUGAACAGAUUUCUGUCACUGACAUUUAUGCCAAAGCUUGUGAUCGUCUAGGGCUCCAGAAGACAAGUUCCAAAUGGUUUUCAUUGUUUUGUGGAGGAGAGACAAUCAGAAGGUUAAAGCCUGAUACCUUUACACACUCUUCAGCCAAAGAAGUAUCUCUCAGGAAAUGGUGCUUCAAUGGAAGAAUAGAAGCCAAUAUGAUAAAAGAUGAUCCAGCAGCUUGUCAUCUUGUCUAUCUGGAGGCAAAAGCUGCCAUAGAAAAGGGAUUGCUAUCUGUUACCAAUGAACAAAGAGAAAAACUUGAAGAAUAUGAAGAUCCUGCCUUUAAACUUGAAAAAGAUUACAUCCUGUUAGCACAAACUUUAGAGGGAUAUUUUUCUGUUCUAAUUCAAAACUGCAUAAUAACUGACCAAGAACCAAUUGAGUCUACACUGCAGAACUCCUACCCUGGGUCAGUUCGAGUCUCAAUGGAGGGAAUAAUAUUACACACAGAGAAAUGCUCAAGGACGUUUAAGUGGACACGUUUAAAAAAGUGGACUGUUCAUAACAAGUUGUCUCGGGUUGCAUUUCUUCAUGUUAGUCCCAGUGGUGAAGAGCAAACGGUCGUGGUAGAAACACACCAGUGUGACUAUUUAUUGUCAGCCAUCAUCCAAAUAGUGAAAGAACUUCAGGUGGUGAAUCCUUCAGAGUCUUUCUUUUACUCUUCCAUGAUAUCAACCAACGAAGAGGGAUCUACAUCAUACGAAAAUGUUCUGUAUCGUGGCCCGUGUGAUGGUGUAGAUGAUGAAGGCCGGUGAAAACAACAAAAAGAAAACUGUGAUAUGUAUAUACAAAUUGUACUUUAAUAUUAGUAGAUGAAUUCAAUACUACAAGACGGGUCAUUUAUGCCAAAGAUGGCGUUUACACUUUAUAGUUCGGGUGUGUGAAACUGAGCAAAUAUUUGUUAUAUCUGUAUGUUUACAUGUACAUCUACUGAACAUUUUCUCUAUAUUUUCUGACGAAAUCCAAUCAUAUUACUGCGUAUUAUCAUACGCAUUUCUUAUAGCUUUUAAACUGCAUUUAAACGAAUUAAUAAGCAAUAUUAGGUUCAUUAAUUUAAAAACAUGAAAUCAAAUAUUUACAUUAAUAUUAUAACGUGAAAUAAUUUAAUAUCAUAAAAUAAAAUAUUCACA
Magallana angulata is the source of this 1381-nucleotide messenger RNA. RefSeq lists its product as uncharacterized. The record is from RefSeq and is a predicted model, not a curated record. NCBI's taxonomy places the organism in Eukaryota, Metazoa, Mollusca, Bivalvia, Ostreida, Ostreidae. Gene Ontology annotation, molecular function: phosphatidylinositol binding. The coding region runs from base 116 to 1006 and encodes 296 amino acids. The transcript is spliced from 9 exons. Gene Ontology annotation, cellular component: early endosome. Gene Ontology annotation, biological process: intracellular protein transport.